CUGGCUGCAGAUGUAAAAUGCAAAGGUGACUUUCGUGAAGAGCAUAUCCAGGAAAAGUGAUGCCUACUUCUAUAUAAUAAGGUAUAAUAUUCCGUCCAUUCGUGUGGUGUAAAACAUAAGGCCUCAAAAUGUUGCAAAUGGACCCUUUCAAGGCGUCGAUGUUCCUCAUCCCUGGCCUGGCCAUAUGCCUUUACUGGGGAGGGGCCAUCGCUCCUGUUGAGAUUCACCCAAAGAAUACCCCUGGAUAUUGGGGUCGAGCGGCUAAGCCACAACCAGACAAUCCAAAAGUUGAAAAGUUCCAAGUUAAGAUUGCCGACAAGGCUUUAGAAGAUCUCAAAUCUAGAAUCGAUAGCUCAAGAUAUUUCGAAGGGUUUGAUAAGAUUGAAUUCCAGUAUGGAUUCGAUGUUGACUAUAUGAGGAAAUUAGCAAAAUACUGGAGAGGAGGGUUUCUUACGAAAUGGCCAGAACAUGAAGCUAAACUGAACGAAUAUGAUCAUUAUCGGACUCAAAUUGAAGGAAUUUUAGUUCAUUUCAUACACCAGAAAGCUGUUCUAAAAGAAGGUCAGACGGCAGUUCCUAUUCUCCUUCUUCAUGGAUUUCCUGGGUCUGUCUAUGACUUCUAUAAGUUCAUACCUGCCUUUACCGACCCACUCAACCACGGCGGGCACGAGAAUUGGGAGGUCUUUGAUGUUGUGGCGCCAUCUAUUCCUGGGUUCGCUUGGUCCGAACCACCACACAAACCAGGUUUUAGCCCGCACGACGCCGCCCGUGUGUUCCACGAGUUGAUGGAAAGGCUGGGCUACGAGAGCUUCUACAUUCACGGUGGAGACGUGUCGGGUGUAGGACAAAUCAUGUCUCAGAUGAACCAUACGGCAGUCAGAGGACUCCAUACCCACGUUUUCCCAAUGUUCCCAUCAAGCACUGAACGACAAUUUCUUCAAGGUCUCGCACACGCCAUCCCUGCUCUCUUCCUGACCCACGAUGACCAUAAAAAGGUGAUUCCAUUCCAUGGAUGGAUGGAAGAGUUCAUUGAAGAAACAGGUUUUCUACAUGAAGCCAUGACAAAACCGGAUACCAUAGCAAUCGGUCUGACAGAUUCACCAGUGGGUCUUGCUGCAUACAUUCUUGAGAAGUACUCCACAUGGACGGACAAUGCAUACAUUCACACUGAUGCAGGGGGCUUGGCCAAGUCUUUCACUUUGGACAUUCUACUAAAUCAGGUUAUGAUUUAUUACACGACAAACAGCAUUCACUCUUCGCUGAGGUUCUAUAAAGAAUGGUGGAGUAGUCACGAGGUGGCACAAUGGGAACGGCUUCCUGUUAGCGUUCCAACUGGUCUAGUGUGCCUUGCAAAUGCCCCAAGACAGACAACUGCUCCUCAGAGAUUUGCUUCCCAGAAAUAUACAAACAUCCUCCAAUACACGGACAUGCCAAGUGUUGGACACUUCGCCUCCCUUGAGAACCCAGACUUUCUUGCCGAUAACAUCAGGAAGUUUGUCAGAAAUUGCGAAGUACGAAGAGGCAAACAGAAAAAGGCAAUGGCCAAAAAAGCAAAUCAGUAAAUAUUUGAAGAUGUCAAUUUUGUUAAUAUUGCAUCAAUUUAUUCGAGCCAAUGAUAAUAAAAAUUAAAAUAGCCAAACUGUCAUUUGAUUGCACAUUAACAAACAUAUCUUUGGGGUUUUUAGACAAAGACGGGUUGUUUUAAGGAUUAUGGUCAAAGGGAGAUAUGGUUUUAUGGUCAUGCAAGGGAAAUAUAUUGACCCCAAACUCAGCCAAGUUGCCCCGUGAGAAUAUAUUCUGCUUUAGGUUAGGGAAUUACUCUUUCAAACAACGAUUGAUUGUUACUUAUACAUGUUUUGUCUCAGAUUGUGCUACAUCAACCAGACAAUACAGAUUAAUAAAUAAAGGUGAUAGGGUUUAAACUGGUUUUAAAUUACUAGAAGCUAUUUCAGGCUUGACAUUAUGUUGCACAAAUAUUUUUGUCUAGAUAGGCUACACUAGACAAUAAGAUGUUUCACCUUGGGAAAAAUAUAUACAUCUCAUCUAUUGAAAGUUCGACCUAAGAUGAAUAUAUUCUAGUCCAGGCUUGAAUAGGCAAUAAAAUGCUUGACCAAGUCAUAUAAUUCCCAAGAAUAAAAAUUCAAGCAAUUUUGUGUCAGUGCUUGAUAUCAAUAUUUUGGGAUUUAGAUGGAAAGUGAAUAAUAAUGUAGGUCUCGUUUACUGAUGGCUAGUUUUAGGACACAAUAUUUGAAAGAAAGUAUUGGUAUAACUAUUAAAAAAUGCCCUGGUUGUAUUUUGAUGCCAUGCAUGUAAAGGGAGACAUGUUUAAUGCUCAACACUGCCAAUGUACUGUCAAAAUAACAGUAUAGUUCACUCUAAUUAACAAUAUGUAAUUAUAAUACUGUAUGGUGAUACUGUAAAUAGAUUUGUAGAUAGAGGUCUUGUGAUUUGGUUUUUGGCUCACAUGGUGUUCUGAUGGAAUCACCAACUCAUCUAUUGACUUUCUUCCAUUUGUCUUUUCCUUUGUGAUGUGAACAACUUUUGAACAAAUGAAAACUUUUCAGAUCCAUUUUAUGGGGAUCUACACAGUUAAUUAAUGCUAUUGAUCCAUGCUCCUAUUUUGGCCUUGUUUUGGAGCACUAUGUGAGCCCAUCAAAUGGUGAAAUUUUGAAUCAUUGCUGCUAUACUUCUUUAUGCAAUAUAAUGUCUACUAAGUUGCUAAUUCUGCAGUUUAAUUUCGUUCAAGUUUUUUCUGUUUUGUUUUAGUUAAUUUUGGUCAAUACUAGUAUUAAUUAUAAUUAUGUGCACUUUUUCUGUAUAUUAUUUGUAUAUUGUGCAUAUAGCAUAAUACUAGUCAAAACCAAUUGUGGUGAUUUUUCUCAAUUGGUUGUACAGUUUGUUCAGGAAAGUUUUACAAUGCAAUUACUACUUUCAGACUUUCUACAAUAAAUCAAUCUUAUGAUAAAAAUUGUGUUUAAGAAUUAUUUUAGACUUGGUGUCAAAAUUGAGUCAAGAGGAUAAUAAAAACAGUCAAGGUUUGAUGAUCAAUAACACAGACUGAUUCAGAUUCUCAGUAAUUAACUCAUCUUGGAAAAUUCUGUAGACGAUACAAUUCAUGAAAAGUAAAAGACGUGCUGUGUUUUAUAUAAUACAUUUAUUACCACAAUGCUUGUUGUUAAAAUAUUGUUGCUAAAUUGGGGAUUGUGUCAACACAUUUAAAUUCAAGCAUCAUCAAAAAGUUCUUAUUUUGAAUCUCAAAUGAAAAAAUCACCCAUUCAAUUUAUGAACUUUAAAUAUUGUUCCCUGCAAAAAUUUCACCUCUCCAAUUUGAAUUGUACAAAUCAUUUCAACAGUGCUUGAUGUGACCAAGAUUGCAUGUGUUUUAAAUGUGUUAACACAAUCCCUAAUUCAACUGUAAUAAUAUGUGAGUCGAGACUGAUAAGGAAAAAUAAAGUGUUGUUUUCCAAGAAUUAUUGUGUUGAGUAAUAUAAUUUAAAAUAAUAUAAUUUAAAACUGCCUUGAAUAAAAGGUGGCAAGGAGGUUAAUGUUACUAUAACACCCAACGAGGUUUGGCAAAUCACUAUUUUACGGUAUUUUCCAUGUAGGACUGGCUCCAUAAUUCCAUAAAAGUCUUUAACUGGAGGAUUCCAUCAAAUGUUUCACUUUUUAUUACAUUUUAUAUGAGUCACAAAAAGAAGUCAGCAACAGAAGAUCCUAUCAGUAGAAACUGCAAGUUUGAUAUUUACAAGUUACCGACUAAAUGAGUUAAUCCAAAAAUAACUGCCAAAAAGUACACUAUAUGAAAUUAUAACUUGUUGAAUUCAGAGAAUAUACCAAAGAAAUACAACAUCUGCCAAUCCUCUAUGCAUCAUCAGAGUUAAAGUAUAAAAUAUAAUCUGCAAGAUUUAUCCUUAAAUUCUUUCAUACAUCAUUCAAUUUCAUUCUAUUGAUGAAAGAUCAAAUGUGAUUUCCAACCAAACAAAGUCAGUUAAAAUUCAUCUUUUCCCCAAACAUUACAUUUUAAACCAUAACAGUACAUAUUCAGCAAAAAUAUACACAAUUUACCAAAAUUCAUCAAUUGCAACAGAAAAAUACAAAAUUUUACAUAUUAUAAAAAGCUACAGAUUUGUCUGUUGUUUUUAAAAUGAAAUAUUUUAUACAAUGACAGCAUGAAGAAUAAAAUAUUUACAGGCCUGCCUUAAUCUAAGAUAUAAAUAAUAACAGCAAUUAUAUAUAAUAUAUAUAAUUAAUAAAUAGAACUGUCAGUAUAUAUACAAUAUUCGUACGAGGAUGCGCACCCAUUGUCACAUGAAGGCAUACUAUAAGCAGUAUGUAUGACAGAAUUUACAAUACAAUGUAUGAUAGAAUUUACAAUACAAACAUCAGGUAUUUUGACCCACAUUCUUGCAUUGUUACAAAACUGAACUUCAAUCCAACUAUUUUCCAAAUAGAAUUUAAAAAUCCAAAUUUGUUAUCAGAUUACAGUGUCACAAUUAACUUUUAGUUUUGGUUUCAAGUCCCAUCUCAUCCCAUCAAGUGAUAUAAAUGUUUUGCUUACCACAUGUAAAAUGCAAACCUUGUGAG
This is a messenger RNA of Owenia fusiformis, 4584 nucleotides long. NCBI's taxonomy places the organism in Eukaryota, Metazoa, Annelida, Polychaeta, Sabellida, Oweniidae. The record is from the annotation of a GenBank genome assembly.